AUGACCUGUGAAGAAGACAUUUAUCUCAGUGAAUGCUCCGAAAGGAAGAUCAAUGCUUUUAACAGAGGAAUAGUUAUUAAUGAUGUGCCGUUCCAUUUCCUGUGUUACAGGUCUAAACCAUCUGUCAGCAGUUAUGUUGAUGCCAUGCUUCCUCCUAUUGGGGUUGGUCUUGGUUAUGGAAACGGAUCCGGAAUGGACGUCAAGACGGAAAACGCCGCCACAGUCGCUAGCACUGCCGUUGCUGUAAAAGCUGCCGAAGCAGUUUCCUUUCCAUUCCUACAGAACAGUGUUCCUAAUGGAAAUUUACCAAGAGGGCUUUCCUUUUACGAACCCAACAGCGCUUCGAUGGCUCAAGCUUCAAAGAGUACCGGAGCAGAUGUAUUUUCUGGAAUGAAUUUGUCUAUGCAGGCGUUUAACAACACUACUGCCACAGCAUCAAGUGCUGCCGUUGCCUCUCAUAUCAAGGAAGAACCUAACUCUCUCCAAGCACCUCAUUUCAAUAUGCCAUGUUUCAACUAUAAUUUGAAACAUGUUAUACCUACAUGCAAUCCAAGCACUUUUUCUACCCAAGAUCCUUAUCAAACCCUUUGCUCGACCAGUAGACAAUUGGCGCACUCAGGAAGUGGUCAGACUCAGCUUUGGCAGUUCCUAUUAGAGCUUCUAUCCGAUGCUCGUCAUCAAGAAGUGAUCACUUGGGAAGGCACCCAGGGAGAGUUUAAGCUCGUUGAUCCAGAUGAGGUUGCCAGGAAAUGGGGAGAACGCAAAUCCAAACCCAACAUGAAUUACGACAAGAUGUCACGUGCUUUGAGAUAUUACUAUGAUAAGAACAUCAUGGCUAAAGUUCAUGGAAAGAGAUAUGCUUACAAAUUCGACUUCCAAGGGAUCGCUGCCGCCAUUCAACCACAGACUCCGAGCUCAACGUCAACCGAUUAUCUGGCAGUGAACCGAUUACCUCAAGAAUUCAUGCAAGGGCCUUGGAGUAAUUACCGCUCUCUUAUCCAGCCAGGUUUCCAACCUGGAACAACUCUGUUUACGCCUUCAAGCAUGGGGUAUGGUAGUUUCUCUACUACUAACAACACAUCACUUCCCACAAGAAAUUUCCCUCUGUACGGCUCCAACAUGAGUAAUUAUUCAAAAUGCGCUUUUUGA
Molecule: messenger RNA, 1149 nt
Organism: Auanema sp. JU1783
Lineage: Eukaryota; Metazoa; Nematoda; Chromadorea; Rhabditida; Rhabditidae
Source: the annotation of a GenBank genome assembly